Molecule: messenger RNA, 6268 nt
Organism: Oncorhynchus mykiss (rainbow trout)
Lineage: Eukaryota; Metazoa; Chordata; Actinopteri; Salmoniformes; Salmonidae
Product: zinc finger MIZ domain-containing protein 1
Biological process (GO): protein sumoylation; regulation of transcription by RNA polymerase II
Cellular component (GO): chromatin
Molecular function (GO): zinc ion binding; SUMO ligase activity
Source: RefSeq, a predicted model, not a curated record
GUCACUCACACACACCAACGGUACAGUGGGCGCUAUUUUCUUGUAUUUUAAAGUGAAAAGGAACGCAGUAUACACGAGAUUCGGGAAAACAAAGUGGAUUUCUUCUUCUAGCCGAGGUUCCAAGCUAAAAGUCCGGUGUACGGUGAAGACCAGUGAGGACCGCUCCUGAAGGAUAUACAUGAAGGGAGGGGUGGGGGUGAGGGGGGCUUGUGACAUCACUCCCAGCCCAGGUCAGAGUCCACACAGGCGUGUUUUAUGAUUGAUGAGGAAGUAGCGAAGGCUUUGGUUAAUAGGAAACACAGGAACCUCCCUCUCCGCUGAGUGUUGAUGGCGUCACGUUAGGCUAGAGGAAGCAGGAAGCAGUCAUCAAGAUGAACGCGUUGCCGUCGAUGGACCGGCACAUCCAGCAGACCAACGACAGGCUGCUGUGUAUCAAACAGCACCUACAGAACCCGGCUAACUUCCACACAGCAGCAACAGAGCUGCUGGACUGGUGCGGAGAUCCCCGAGCCUUUCAGAGACCUUUUGAACAAAGCCUCAUGGGAUGCCUAACGGUGGUGAGUCGUGUGGCAGCCCAACAAGGCUUUGACCUGGACCUAGGCUACAGGCUGCUGGCUGUGUGUGCUGCUAACAGAGACAAGUUCACGCCCAAGUCUGCAGAAACCAACACCUGCAGGAGAUGUCAGAGUGACUCAGCCCUGCUGUCAUCGUGGUGCGAGGAGCUGGGUCGCCUCCUGCUGUUGCGUCACCAGAAGAGCAGACAGAACGAGUCCCCUCAGGGCAAAGUCCCCAUGCAGCCCAGCAUAAACACCAUGAAACCCCCUGGAGGACUCUCACAUGGUGAUGGGUCAUUUGCCUACGACUCAGUUCCAUGGCAACAGAACACCAACCAGCCCCCGGGGUCAUUGUCUGUUGUUACCACCGUGUGGGGUGUGACCAACACGUCACAGAGUCAGGUGUUGGCCAACAGCUCCAGCCAUAUGAACCCAGGUGGUAACCCCAUGGGCCAGGGUAUGUCUGGGGGUCCGGCAGGCCUCAACUCCCCCCAGUUUCCUGGCCAGCAGCAGCAGUUCCCAGCCAAGGGAGGCCAGGGUCAGGGCUACAUGCAGCAGGGGAUGUAUGGCAGGCAGGGAUACCCCGGUGGAGGGGGCUACAGCGGGAGUUACCCAGGUGGUCCUAACACUCCCCCAGGGGGGAUGGGCAUGCCUCAACACUCCCGCCAGCCUGGCGACUUCACCCAACCAGCAGCUGCUGCUGCUGCCGCUGCUGUUGCCGCCGCCGCUGCUACGGCAACCGCCACAGCAACUGCUACCGUGGCAGCCAUGCAGCAGGAGACACAGAACAAAGAGAUUAACCAGUAUGGACAGAUGUGUUCCUCCUUCCAGAUGGGCCCAGGCCAGGCCUACAACAACCAGUUCAUGAACCAGCCCGGCUCCAGAGGGCCCCCUGGAGGCAUGAACCCAGGCAACAUGGGCCAGGCCAUGAACAACCCGAGCAUGGGUGGGCCUACCAUGGGCAUGAACCAAACUCAAUCCCCAGGCAUGGGGCCUUUCGGGGCCCAUGGCCAGAGGAUGCCCCAGCAGGGCUACGGAGGACCUGGAGGCCCCAGGCAGGCCAUGCCUAUGCAGGGCAUGAAGAGGCCCUAUCCUGGGGAGCCAAACUACGUGGGGCAGCAGUAUGCUCCUAACGGUCAGUUCCCUCCCCAGCAGAGUCAAUACCCCACCUCUAACCCAUCCAGGCCAAUGCCCUCCCCAAACUACCCCGGCCAGAGGAUGCCCGGGGGGCAGGGGCAAGGCCAGUACCACCCGCAAGGCAUGCCCAUGGGACAGUACUAUAGGCAAGAGCCAUUCAACGGUCAGAACAGAGGUGGAUACUCAUAUAGCCAAGGCAACGGGGCCCCCAGGCCAGGUAACUACCCCCACUCCCCGGUGCCUGGUAACCCCACUCCUCCUAUGACCCCCGGAAGCAGUAUACCCCCGUACCUCUCGCCCAACCAGGAUGUCAAGCCCCCGUUCCCGCCUGACAUGAAACCAAAUAUGUCAGCGCUUCCACCUCCCAAUACAGUUAAAAGGAAAGCUGACGUCCUAUCUUCCUGUCCUGUCUCUCCGCUCCCAUCAGCCAAUCCCAACGAGGAGCUGCGGUUGACCUUCCCGGUCCGGGACGGCGUGGUGUUGGAACCUUUCCGGUUGGAACACAACCUCGCCGUCAGUAACCACGUCUACCACCUACGACCGUCGGUACACCAGACCCUCAUGUGGAGGUCAGACCUGGAGCUGCAGUUCAAGUGUUACCACCAUGAGGACCGACAGAUGAACACCAACUGGCCUGCCUCCGUCCAGGUCAGUGUCAACGCCACACCGCUGACCAUCGAGCGGGGCGACAACAAGACGUCCCACAAACCCUUGCACCUGAAGCAAGUGUGUCAGCCUGGCAGAAACACCAUUCAGAUCACCGUCACCGCGUGCUGUUGUUCGCACCUGUUUGUGCUGCAGCUGGUCCACAGGCCUUCAGUCCGCUCCGUCCUGCAAGGGCUCCUGAAGAAGAGACUCCUGCCUGCAGAACACUGCAUCACCAAGAUUAAGAGGAACUUCAGCAGCGUUGUGGCCUCGUCGGGUAACACCAGUCUAAAUGGGGAGGACGGAAUUGAGCAGACCGCCAUCAAAGUCUCCCUCAAAUGUCCAAUCACCUUCAGGCGCAUCCAGCUGCCUGCCAGGGGGCAUGACUGCAAACACGUACAGUGUUUUGAUCUGGAGUCGUAUCUGCAGCUGAACUGUGAGAGGGGGAUGUGGAGGUGUCCUGUAUGCAAUAAAACCGCCUUGUUAGAGGGUCUAGAGGUGGACCAGUACAUGUGGGGAAUCCUCAACGCCAUCCAGAAUUCGGAGUUUGAGGAGGUGAACAUUGACCCAUCGUGUAGCUGGCGGCCAGUGCCCAUCAAAUCUGACCUCCAUAUUAAAGAAGACCCUGAUGGACCACUGGCCAAACGCUUCAAGACCAUGAGCCCCUCCCAGAUGACCAUGCCCAAUGUCAUGGAGAUGAUCGCCCAGCUGGGCCCUGGCCCCUCCCAUUACCCAUCAGGCCCUGCUCAGCACGGGGGCAUCGGCGCCGGGGUCAACCCAGGGGAGUACGGUGGCCCGAGAGGCCCAGGCAACACUUACCACGGUCACGGGAACUUUGACUUCGCCCACGGUAACCCCUCGGGCGGGGGAGGUGGUGGAGGUGGACCGAGAGGAGGAGGAUCCCCCAUGAGUGACUUUAUCCACACCCCUCAGCUGUCCCACCCCCCAGACUUCCCCGGGGGUCUUCUAUCCCAGGACAAGCCCCUCAGCCACGGCAUCAACGGCCCUAUGUCUCAUCCUUCCAGCACUGAUCAGUCCCAUAAUUCCAUGCAACAGCAGAGCUUGCACGCGCCUCCUCACUCCAACAGCCAGUUGAUACAUCACGGUGGCAGCCAAUCAGGGCAGUCGUUACAUCACAGCGGCCAAUCGUUGCUGCCCCCUCGCCAGCAGGCCCCGCCUCCCCAGCUGCAGCAAGGCCAGAACAGCCACCAGCACAGCGAUCUGAACUUUAACCCCUCCUCGGGCAUUGAAGGUCAAAUCAGUGGUGACAUGCCCGAGCCCUCCCUAGAUCUGCUUCCAGAGCUGGCCAACCCAGACGAGCUCCUGUCCUAUCUGGACCCCCCGGACCUCCCCUCCAACAGCAACGAUGACCUGCUCUCCCUCUUCGAGAACAAUUAACCUUUUGCCUCCCUCACCCCUCGAGCCAAACCCAAAUCUUCUCUACAGACACACACACACCACAGGCUGUGUGUCCAACCAGCUGGACUCUCCAUAGAGUCCAUAGACACACCGUCAUCCUCAUAUGGACUGGUAGUGGGGACUCUUCCGAGUGGACUUACCCAAUGUGUAGUGCACUUCAGACCCAGGGUUCAAAGUUCAAACCCCCAGUCAGGUCACACCUCCUACACACCCGGGUUCACACACACACACACACAAUGUUUUGUCAAUUGUGGCAUAGACGUGUAGGUGGCAUGAGGUCAUCUGUCAGACCAUGAGAUGAUGAUGAGGAUGACAGUCUGGAUGUCAGGGAGUGGACGCUGUAUGUGAAAGAGACAGGAAACAGGAAAUGCACUCAUGUCCUCACUUCCUCACACACACUCUUCCUCGUGUAAAGAAUCGCGGAGCUGCGGAGCUCCUCUGGCCGACAACAACACGUCGACAGCCGAUGUCGGCUGUCUAGUCCUUAAGUGAUAUUAUAUCGAAAGAAAACUGUGCAGCUAUUAAUCACGUUCUAUGCGUAUGACCUCACAGGCCGAACUCUCUGUGUGGGCUUUUAGGAAAAAGUGUUGUAGUAUUGUUUUAUCAUUCUUAUUUCCCCCAUUAUACAAAAACAAAGAAAAACAUACAAUAAUAGGAAAGAAAAGUCAUCUUUUUGUCCUGGCCAGUGUUUCUAUCAAUCCUAUUUUGAUGUGUGUUCUUCCAAGCCUUGAUCCCCUGAGACCACGACCUUUAACCCCUGACCUUUGACCUAAAUAAAGUGUGUUCUUAUAACCUCUGACCCUUAGCUCACAGUGUGUUUCCAUCGUGACAUCAGUCAGUCAGCACUGGGUCCGUUCCAUCCAUUCUACUGAAGCACAACAGACAACCCCACACCACAUCACAGGCAGAGCACUGAGAGGAGAGACCAAGGCCUGUUGGGGAGGAUUCUAACCUUCUAGCUAGCUCAACCCAGUCUAUCGAAGAAUCAGCACUGUUAACUAUUCUGUCUGUCCAUCAACCCGUCCAAUGUUGUUAAAGUUUCUCUUCCCUGAUAUUGCAGUACAAUGCCAUGUCGGGCUGUGGGCUAUACAAAAAUGAAUUUUACCAAUACAUUAGUUUUAGGUUAGAAUGAUAUAGAAUUGUGUGGGAGAGAGAGUGUGUAUGUGUGUGUGUGUGUGUGCGUGUGCGCGUGCGUGCGUGUGCAAGAGAAAGAGUGAGGAUGAGAUUGAAGGGAAAAGAGAAGAGUCCCUGUUUAGUCUAUUAUAAUAGACAGAAACAUCUAGUGUUGCAAAAGAAAUUGGGCCCUUGUAAUAGAGCCAGAAUGAAAGUUAGCCUGUUUCUCCCUCUUUAAGGUGAGUCUUCCUCUGUUCUACAGGCCUGCGAUUGCUCCUGUAACUAUACUGUACGGUUUGGCUCUACCAUGUGUUAAGAAGUGCAUGUGUGCCAAUGGCCUCUGUUCUAAAUUAGAGGGAAAGAAUAUUGUCUUUUUUAUUUUAUAGUCAUUGCAUUUUUUUUUUAUCAUGAUUUUAUUUGACAUUUUCUUGCAAAGGAAUGAUUUUGGUUAAUGGUAAUGUAUUGUCCAACUUUUUUAUUUUCAUGUUUGUUCCACUUUGACUGUUGCCAUGCGUGAUACAUCACCAAAGUUAUCCCACAGUUUGUAGGAGUUGGCCUGGACAUUACUAUAAUGUAAGAAUGAUGCCCUUCUAUGCUUUAAGCAUACUCCUAGGGAACCCAUCAAACAUUAUUCUGAAUAAAUGUGUGGUUGCACUGCAUUUUCUGUGUCUUGUUACUACUGUUAAACUGUAUUUUGUCAUCUUAAAAAAAACAAAAAAAAGGAAAAGCACACAUGAUCCCACAAUGGUUUAUAAAGACAAUAAUUUUAAUUGUUGUCAUCCUGACAAUGUAUGCUUUAAAUAUAUUUGCUAAUGUAUUGAGGGAAAAGUGACUUUACCCCCAGUCUUUUUUUGUUUUAAGUCAAAAGUCUAAUACCCUCUGGAAUUGAAUGUGAGUUCUUUGACAUUUUUGUGCUACCCUCUUUUGUACAACACAAGAUCAUCAUGUGUAUUAUUCUAUCCUCGUAGCGUUUUUGAUAUUCUUCUCCUAUUUUAAGUUAUUACUUUGUUUAUCUAUUAAGUGACUUUGUGAGAAUAAUCAUAAUUUGGUUUACAUCAGAUUAUGUAGCCUACUAAAUGAAAUUGAAGAUUUCUAGAUCAAUCCGUGGAUAUUGUUUGGAUUUAGGAAUGAUCCCCAAUGCUGGUUGAAUCACCUGAACACAACUGAUCCUUUAGUCUGUCUAUUUGUUGAAGACAAUGCACUGCCACAGCGAGGUAUUUUGACUCCCCUGCUCUGUAGAUCUGUGUAGACAUGAUGCUGAAGUCUGGUCUAUCAACGUUACUCUCUACACGCCACAUAGAGGUUUGAGUCUUGUCCGAGGUUCAGGCUCCACACACAACUGUAGCUGGACAGUCAAUGGACACAAGGGGAGUGUGUUAGAGGAUGCAAUGUAUUUUCAU